Molecule: messenger RNA, 2880 nt
Organism: Penicillium bovifimosum
Lineage: Eukaryota; Fungi; Ascomycota; Eurotiomycetes; Eurotiales; Aspergillaceae
Product: glucan 1,3-alpha-glucosidase ROT2
Exons: 2
Coding region: 1-2880 (959 amino acids)
Biological process (GO): carbohydrate metabolic process; N-glycan processing
Cellular component (GO): glucosidase II complex
Molecular function (GO): alpha-glucosidase activity; carbohydrate binding
Source: RefSeq, a predicted model, not a curated record
AUGGCCAGGAGUUUGCCUGCGCCCCGUUGGGCAAUGUUGCUCUCCUUGGUACUCCUCAUCGGAUGCAUGGUCGCCCCCAGCUUGGCGGUCAAACAUAAGGACUUCAAGACAUGUGAACAGUCCGGAUUCUGCAAACGAAACCGCGCCUUCGCCGACAACGCCUCCACCCAAGGCUCUCUAUGGAGCUCUCCUUACGAACUUGAUCCCGCUAGUAUCCAUUUCAAGGAUGGCAUCCUCGCUGGCGACAUUGUCAAAACAACCGCCACCAAUGAGAAGGUCCAGUUACCUCUCACAGUGUCAUUCUUGGAGUCGGGAGCCGCGCGCAUUGUGGUGGAUGAAGAAAAGCGAUUGAGAGGCGACAUUGAAAUGCGCCAUGGCAGCUCAGCAAACAAGAAGCGUUAUGAUGAAACUGAAAAAUGGGUGAUUGUCGGAGGUUUGGAAGUCAGCAAGUCGGCCACAUUAGAUGCUCAGAGCGAAACUGGGUUCACCAACAUCCUCUACGGACCCGAUGGCAAAUUCCGAGCAAUUGUUCGUCAUGCUCCAUUCGGUAUCGAGUUUCAAAGGGAUGGACAGACCCAUGUUCAAUUGAACCACCAAGGCCUGUUGAACGUGGAGCACUGGCGACCGAAGGUGGAUCGCAAAGACGACGAAUCCGCCGAGGAUGAGAGCACCUGGUGGGAGGAGACUUUCGGAGGAAACACUGACUCGAAGCCGCGUGGGCCCGAGAGUGUUGCUCUUGAUGUCACUUUCCCCGGAUACAGCCAUGUGUUCGGUAUUCCAGAACACGCAGACUCGCUCUCGCUCAAGGAGACCAGGGGUGGAUCUGGCAACCAUGAGGAUCCUUACCGCCUGUACAACUCAGAUGUCUUCGAAUAUGAACUCCAAAGCCCGAUGACUUUGUACGGAGCUAUUCCGCUCAUGCAAGCCCACCGCAAGAACUCAACCGUUGGUAUCUUCUGGCUUAAUGCAGCGGAGACUUGGAUCGACAUUGUGAAGUCGACAGUCUCCCCCAACCCUCUUUCCCUGGGUGCCCACUCCAAGACAGACACGAAGACCCAUUGGAUCUCCGAGUCGGGUCGGAUUGAUCUGUUCGUGUUCCUUGGCCCUUCGCCAAACGACAUUAGUAAAACGUAUGGCGAGCUCACAGGAUAUACACAACUGCCCCAGCAGUUUGCCAUUGGAUAUCACCAAUGCCGCUGGAACUAUGUUACGGACGAGGAUGUCAAAGAAGUCAAUGCCAAGUUUGACAAGUAUCAAAUCCCAUACGACGUGAUUUGGCUCGACCUUGAAUACACUGAUGAUCGGAAAUAUUUCACCUGGGACCCGCUCACCUUCCCUGAUCCCAAGGGGAUGCAGCAAAAGCUGGAUGAGACUGAGCGGAAGCUUGUUGUUUUGAUUGAUCCCCACAUCAAAAACGCAGACAAGUACUUCGUUUCUGAGGAACUCAGAAGCAAAAACCUUGCUGUGCUGAACAAAGAUGGUGAGAUUUAUGAUGGAUGGUGCUGGCCCGGCUCUUCAAACUGGGUUGAUUGCUUCAACCCUGCUGCCCACGCUUGGUGGGCCACACUUCACAAGUUUGACAAAUUCAAGGGUUCCCUUCAGAACCUUUUCAUCUGGAACGAUAUGAACGAGCCCUCUGUUUUCAACGGACCUGAUAUGACCAUGCCGAAAGACAAUCUGCACUACGGUAACUGGGAGCACCGUGAUGUUCACAAUGUUAACGGCCUCACCCUUUUGAACGCCACCUACAAAGCGAUGCUGGAGCGCAAGAAGGGCGAGGUGCGCCGUCCAUUCAUCCUGACGCGCUCGUACUACGCCGGGGCCCAGCGCGUGUCUGCCAUGUGGACCGGAGAUAAUCAGGCCACCUGGGACCACUUGGGUGCUACCCUCCCUAUGGUUUUGACUAACGGUAUUGCUGGCUUCCCAUUUGCCGGCGCAGAUGUGGGAGGAUUCUUCCAUAACCCCGACAAAGAGCUUCUGUCACGGUGGUACCAAACAGGUAUCUGGUAUCCUUUCUUCCGUGCGCACGCUCACAUCGACACUCGCCGUCGUGAGCCAUAUCUGAUCAGCGAACCGCAUCGCUCCUAUAUUGCCCAGGCAAUCCGUUUGAGGUAUCAACUUCUACCUGCUUGGUAUACCGCCUUCCACGAGGCCUCGGUCAAUGGCACGCCCAUCGUGCGUCCUCAGUACUAUAUGUUCCCAGAGGAUGAGCAAGGCUUUGCUAUUGAUGAUCAACUGUACCUUGCUUCCACCGGCCUUCUCGUGAAGCCUGUUGUACAGGAGAACACAUAUAGCGCUGAUGUCUAUAUCUCUGACGACGAGAAAUACUAUGACUACUUCGAUUUCACCGUCUACCAGGGCGCGGGCAAGAGACACACCGUCCCCGCCCCGGAAGAGAAGGUGCCCAUCUUGAUCCAGGGAGGCCACAUCAUCCCCCGCAAGGAUCGUCCUCGUCGCAGCUCUGGUCUCAUGCGUUGGGAUCCGUACACAUUGGUCAUCACAUUGAACAAAAACAGCGAGGCUGAAGGCACCUUGUACGUGGAUGAUGGUGAAACCUUUGACUACGAGCGUGGCGCCUAUAUUCACCGGCGCUUCAACUACCGUGGCUCGGUGUUAUCGUCGGAGGACAUUGGGGUUAAGGGACCCAAGACUGCCGAGUACCUGAAAACUAUGGCUGGCGUGACGGUCGAGCGGGUAGUGCUCGUUGACCCUCCCGCCGAAUGGAAGGCCAAGAAAACUGUCACUGUCAUCGAAGAUGGAGCCAAGGUGGCUUCCACAGCUUCGCUGGAGUACUAUGAACAGGAAGCCGGGAAGGCCUCUUAUGUUGUGGUGAAGAAGCCCAGUGUUGGCAUUGGAAAGACAUGGCGGAUAGAGUUCUGA